AAAUAACCGAAUUUUCACAAAUCCUCACAUUGAUUUUUAUUUUUCUUUUCUUGUCUAGUACUACUCCUUUCCCUUUGCUUUUAGUAAAUUCUCUCUCCCUUUCGAAUCAUUUUCUAGAACAGGAAAUUAGGUUUGGUAAAAAGAUUGGAAGAUGUUAGAGCAGUUGUUAAUAUUUACUAGAGGAGGAUUGAUUUUAUGGACAUGUAAAGAGCUAGGAAAUGCGUUAAAAGGAUCGCCGAUCGAUACUUUGAUUCGAUCUUGUCUGUUGGAGGAACGAUCAGGUGCGGCGUCGUAUAAUUACGAUGCGCCUGGUGCUGCCUCCUACACGCUUAAAUGGACUUUCCAUAACGAGCUUGGUCUCGUUUUUGUCGCUGUGUAUCAGCGAAUUCUCCAUUUGUUGUAUGUGGAUGAGCUGUUGGAGAUGGUGAAGCGUGAGUUUUCGGAGAUUUAUGAUCCGAAGCGUGUGGAGUAUUUUGAUUUUGAUGAGACUUUUAGGCAGCUUAGGAAGGAGGCGGAGGCGAGGGCGGAGGAGUUGAGGAAAGUGAAGCCGAUGGGGAAUGAUGGGAGGAAGCAGCAGGUGGUGAAAAAGGGUAGUGGUGGGUUUGAUGGAGGGAAUAAAAAAAAUAAGAGUGAUGCGAAGGAGGCUGAUGGUGAUGAUGGGAAAGGUCGGAAGUUGGAGAAUGGACACUCCAAUGGCAAUCAUAAUGUUGUUGGUGAAGGAAAUAGAGGGAUGGGUCUCGCUAAUGGUAAAGAAAAUGCGAGAUCCAAUAAUGGGGCUUUUGAUGUCAGCAAACUUCAGAAGCUGAAAAGUAAAGGUGUGAAAAAAACUACUGAUACUAGUGUUGUUGUUAGCAAGGGUUCGAAAGCGGACCCGAAGAAAAAGGUAACAAAGAAGAAUAGAGUUUGGGAUGAUUCACCGAAAGAUGCGAAAUUGGAUUUUACCGAUCCUGUGGAGGAGAAUGGGAAUGAGAAUAUACAAGUUAUGGCAGCCGAUCAAGGCGAGAGCAUGAUGGACAAAGAAGAGAUAAUUAGCAGUGACAGCGAGGAGGAUGAAGAAGAUGAGGAAGUUGGUAAGGACAGCAAGCCUGAUGCUAAGAAGAAGGGAUGGUUUUCAUCUAUGUUCCAGAGUAUUGCUGGUAAGGCAAACUUGGAGAAGGCAGACCUAGAGCCAGCUUUGAAAGCUCUCAAGGAUAGGCUCAUGACCAAGAAUGUGGCUGAGGAGAUAGCCGAAAAGCUUUGUGAAUCAGUUGCGGCUAGUCUUGAAGGUAAAAAGCAGGCAUCUUUCACAAGGAUAUCUUCCACAGUGCAGGCUGCUAUGGAAGAAGCACUUGUCCGUAUUUUAACUCCUAGACGCUCUAUUGACAUAUUGAGGGAUGUACAUGCUGCAAGGGAACAGAGGAAACCAUAUGUUGUUGUUUUUGUUGGUGUCAAUGGGGUUGGAAAGUCCACAAAUCUGGCUAAGGUUGCAUACUGGCUUCUGCAACAUAAGGUCAGUGUUAUGAUGGCUGCUUGUGAUACAUUUAGGUCAGGAGCUGUUGAGCAGCUGAGGACUCAUGCACGUAGACUCCAGAUCCCUAUAUUUGAAAAGGGCUAUGAGAAAGAUCCAGCGGUUGUUGCAAAGGAAGCAAUUCAGGAGGCUACACGCAAUGGUUCUGAUGUUGUUCUUGUUGAUACUGCUGGCCGAAUGCAGGACAAUGAACCAUUAAUGAGAGCUCUCUCAAAGUUAAUUUACCUCAACAAUCCUGAUCUGGUCUUGUUUGUUGGAGAGGCCUUGGUAGGAAAUGAUGCUGUUGAUCAGCUAUCAAAGUUCAAUCAGAAAUUAGCGGACCUCUCAACUUCACCCAAUCCUAGAUUAAUUGAUGGGAUUUUGCUCACCAAGUUUGACACAAUCGAUGAUAAGGUCGGAGCUGCACUGUCGAUGGUUUACAUCUCUGGCUCACCGGUCAUGUUUGUAGGCUGUGGUCAAUCUUACACAGAUCUCAAGAAGUUGAAUGUGAAAGCUAUUAUCAAGACUCUCCUUAAAUGAGUGUCUUCCUCCUCCGAUGAAUGUUUGUUGAUCAAAUGCUGUUCUCUUUGUUUGUCUGCUCUGAAUCCUACGGCGAACGAAUAACUCCCUGCCAAACUAGUAUAUUUGUCAAACUCAGUGUGUUGGAGGUGAAUCAGUCCCCCUUGAGGCUGUAUGUUAUGAUAAUUAUUGUUUUAUUGUUCCUUCGCU
Molecule: messenger RNA, 2215 nt
Organism: Populus euphratica (Euphrates poplar)
Lineage: Eukaryota; Viridiplantae; Streptophyta; Magnoliopsida; Malpighiales; Salicaceae
Product: signal recognition particle receptor subunit alpha-like
Exons: 10
Coding region: 152-2026 (624 amino acids)
Biological process (GO): SRP-dependent cotranslational protein targeting to membrane; intracellular protein transport
Cellular component (GO): signal recognition particle receptor complex; endoplasmic reticulum membrane
Molecular function (GO): GTP binding; GTPase activity; ATP hydrolysis activity
Source: RefSeq, a predicted model, not a curated record